GUCUUAGGAGUGUUGCAAGGAUGGCUUGUGAACCUGCUUCGCAACAAAUGAGAAGUUUGCAAGACCUAGCAAAAUAUCCUGCUUCGCAACCAGAAGUUAAACCCAGUUCCUCAGAUGAAAAUUCUAAUGGUGCUCAGUCCUCACAUAAGAGUUGGGACAAACCUGUCAAACUUAAUGUAGCUCUUAUGCAAGGUGGACUGUUGGUACCACAUUCUGCUAAGAAAGUGACACAACGGCAGCUCUUCGCAUCAGGAAGAAAUGUGAUGAAGGACAUUCAAAACAGGGCAGCUGCUCGAAAGACAUUAUCAGUUCUGCCACAGCAUGCGCCAUCCUCAGUAAGAAGACCAUCAGAAACUUACAAAGCAUCAUUUUUAAAACCAAAAAAUGUGGUAAAUAAAAACCGGCCCAGUGUUGGGCAAGCACAACAUCCUGGUAACAGACGUGGUAGUAAAAUGUAUCAACGGAAAACACAAGUGCCUGUUGCUCUUGGAACUAUUAGAAGUGCUCAGAAGAUUUCUGCAAGCAGUGCUAAGAAAGGAGACACUAAACCACCAGUAACCAGAUUUCAAAAUCAAAGCAGUUCAGCCACAGCUCUGCCAUCCAGGCAGUCGAAGAUUAGUGGAAAGGUUAUGGGGCGCCUUCCUCACCUUGCAAACUUAGAAAACUCUGUUAAUCUCCUUAAUGUUGACGAUAUAGAAGAAAAAUUAGUGAAAGAGUCAAGCCUAUUAAAGUCUCAAAUUUUAAAGCAGAUACACAAGAACACAGGAGUCAACACUUGUGAUGUAAGAAAUGAACAGAAAAUUCUUGAUGAACAAACUGAAAUAAAUGAAAAGCUAAAAAACAUGGAUGAGAAGCUAAAAAACUUGGAUGAAAAGCUGGAUAAAACUUUAAAUGAACUGGCAAAUUUGACAGGAAUUGUUAAAAAUCUGUCUUCAAAUCAGGAAACUGUCUGUAGAAAAUGUUCAUGUCACUGCCAGACCACGCAAGCAACUGCUACAAAAAGCAAUGGCAGUACAGCAAUAAAUAAUUUGGAACAGAUAGGAGUUCCGGUCAGCUCUGAUGAACAAAGUUCAGAGACAAAGAACUAUGUUGUAGACUCUGAGAAGAAACGCUAUUCACUAAGGAGGUCUUCAAGGCUAAAUAACAUAGGUGCUCAGUAUGCAUAUGAGAGUCUUAGGAAGAGUACCAAAUUACUUACAACUCCUCGACAUGGAUCAGCUAAAAAGAUGAACACCCCAGGAAGAAUUUCCAGAAAAGUCAUUGCUCAGUUGAACGAUUUGUAUGGUGAUUAAGUACAUUGACAUUGACAUAUGGUUCAUUCCAUUGUUGCGGGUGUGACAUUUUGUCCUACUUUUCACGCGUAAAGUUAUAUUUAUUUGUACUUCAGUUGUCAGAGUAAGGCUAACUUUAAUUAAAUGAAUAGAAUAGCAUGUUAUUAAGUUCCUGUAAAAAAACUUUAGGUUUUAAUUUUACACUCAACCUUCUAAAAAAAUCGUGAAGAAGAGUUGCGGGUGUGACAAAACUUUACCCUUCAUUUGCACAUAGAGGUGUUCUUCAGUUAUUUUGUCUUUUACUUCUGAAUCAGGAUGGUUGAUAAUUUUUUACACAGUGAAGAAAAG
Messenger RNA from Schistocerca cancellata (South American locust), 1619 nucleotides. RefSeq lists its product as uncharacterized. The record is from RefSeq and is a predicted model, not a curated record. Lineage: Eukaryota; Metazoa; Arthropoda; Insecta; Orthoptera; Acrididae. The transcript is spliced from 9 exons. The coding region runs from base 21 to 1292 and encodes 423 amino acids.